GUUCCAUUAGCUUUCGAUCUCGCACGUUGAAGCCUCCACUCGUAUGUACAGCUGUGGUUACACCCACUUUCCACAUUUCAACCCCACCUGCCCCUCCAAGUUCCAACCCCACCUUCGCCCGUACAGUGACAGCGAGAACAAUGACCACGCCUACCCCAUCCGACUCCGACCCGGACAUCCACAUCACUCUGACCGAAGAUGUGCUGGACCUGACGGCGACGGCAGCGCUCGUGCGGUCGCCCAAAGCCGGUGCGAUCGUGCUAUUCGUUGGCACGACACGCGACACCUUCGACGGGCAGCCCGUCAAGACGCUAUCCUACAGCACGUACUACGCCAAAGCGCAGCGGACGAUGGCGUUGAUCGCGCACGGCAUUAAGGCGCGGUUCGGACUCACGGGGAUCGCGAUUACGCACAGGCUGGGCGAGGUGGGGGUCGGCGAGGAUAGCGUGCACAUUGCCGUAGCUAGUCCGCAUAGACAGGCGGCGUUUGAUGCGGGCCGCGAGGCAUUGGAGGAGAUUAAGAAGAAGGCGGAGAUCUGGAAGCUUGAGGUCUUUCAGGAGGGCGGCGGCGUGUGGAGGAGCAAUAGGGACGGCGAGAAGGGCGUCAGGGUCGAUGAUGCACAGGUCGAGAAUGUGAUCGAGGCUGAGAGGGAUAGUAAUUUGCCGGUUGUGUGAGGGGAAUUAAAACCGCGUGCUCCCAUGCGGAAUCGGAGCUUCGGCACGCCGUUCUUUUUUACACAUGUAUUUUGUUCCGCGAACUUGCAGGGGCAGCGGGGGUUGCGAGCCGGAUCGCCGCUAAUGGCGGGGCAUUAAAGUUGCACAUCCCGACGCGCCUCGCA
Molecule: messenger RNA, 838 nt
Organism: Tricharina praecox
Lineage: Eukaryota; Fungi; Ascomycota; Pezizomycetes; Pezizales; Pyronemataceae
Product: molybdopterin synthase large subunit
Exons: 2
Coding region: 141-674 (177 amino acids)
Biological process (GO): Mo-molybdopterin cofactor biosynthetic process
Cellular component (GO): cytosol
Source: RefSeq, a predicted model, not a curated record